This is a messenger RNA of Danio aesculapii, 4348 nucleotides long. It is a transcript of the gene mttp, whose product is annotated as microsomal triglyceride transfer protein. Gene Ontology annotation, biological process: lipid transport; cholesterol homeostasis; lipoprotein metabolic process. NCBI's taxonomy places the organism in Eukaryota, Metazoa, Chordata, Actinopteri, Cypriniformes, Danionidae. Bases 75 to 2729 code for a protein of 884 amino acids. The record is from RefSeq and is a predicted model, not a curated record. The transcript has 19 exons. Gene Ontology annotation, molecular function: lipid binding. Gene Ontology annotation, cellular component: endoplasmic reticulum; basolateral plasma membrane; Golgi apparatus.
AACAGAGAGAGAGAGUGAGUGAGAGAGCUGAGGGAUCAGGUAGCCUUCAUCUCUCUGACCCGCAGACCCCAAACAUGAUGCCGGUUGCCGGACUUCUGCUGUGCGUCACCGCCGUCCUCUGCACCUCAGCUCUUGGUGCUGGACCUCGGCUGGAUAACGGCAAACUCUACAGAUACAGCUACAGCACUGAGGUCGGGCUGAACCGGCCGACGGGAUCGCCUGGAGGCAAUGCUGGAUUCAGGAUUAGCAGUGAUGUGGACAUCAACCUGGCCUGGAGGAACCCAGAGAUCCAGGACGAGCAGCUGCUGCAAGUACAGAUUUCAAAUGUUCAAGUUGAAAGUGCUGGAAAGCACUCCCGCAAAAACAACAUCUUCCACGGCAGCUCAGCCGAAAGCAUUCUGGGGAAAGUCAGACUUGAGGCACUUCAGAGGCCCUUCUUGGUGCUGUGGAAGAUGGGCAAGAUCAGAAGCCUCUAUGCCCAAAAGGCGGAGCCUGCUACUGUCAAAAACCUGAAGAGGGGUGUGGCCAGUAUGCUAAUGAUGCAGCUUAAGUCCGGAAAGAUGUCAGAGGCUGAUGCUUCGGGGAAAUGUUUAGUUGAGUACAAAGUUAGCAAACAUCAGGUGAUCCGCACAAAACACUUGGAAACUUGCAAAUCACAAGAGACGGGAUUCACUACUCACAGUCCAGUUCUGGGCAUCAGUGGGAAGAGUGCUGCUGAAACUAUCAUAACUCUGGAGAAUGGUAUUAUUAAGUCUGCCGAUGCUAAAGAAACACACGUUUUGUCCAUCAAUGCUCGUCAUAAAGCUGCAACUAAAGUCUUAUCCAGGCAGUCACUGACGCUCAAAGCCAUUGAGGCCGGACCCGCAGAAGUGGUGGGAAAAGAUGUCGCAGGAGUAGUGAAGGCGCUGGAUGACAAAUUCCUGUCUGUUGGAGUCAUAGUGGAGAAAACCAAAGCCAAAUGCAAGGGAUGCCCCAAUCUGAUGGAAACCUGGAAGGCAGUGAGGUCACAGCUGGAGCCGAACACACUCUCUAAAACAGAAGCACCGCGCAGCUUCCUGACACUCGUACAGAGUCUGCGCAAAUCCAGCAAGUCUGAGAUUCUGACUGUCCUGCAAAACUGCAGCAAGACGGCACUACCUCAGCUGGUGGAUGCAGUAACAUCAGCCCAGACUCCAUCUUCUCUCUCAGCAAUUCUGGAGUUCCUGGACUUCAGUAAGAAAGACGGCUUGAUUCUGCAGGAACGCUUUCUGUAUGCAUGUGGCUUUGCCUCACAUCCUACAGAGUCCAUGCUUCAAUCCCUGCUGGAAGUGUCUCAAGGAAAGAUCGGCAGCACGGAGAUUAAGGAGUCAGUUGUGAUCAUCAUGGGAGCUUUGCUCAGGAAACUCUGUCUCAAAGGAGCUUGUGAUGUACCAGCUGUGCUGAAAGUGAAAGAGCUGCUGUUGGCAGGGCCUGACAGCACUCAGGAGGAGUCUGGGGUUCAGAUGUACCUGCUAGCACUGAAAAACGCUCUUCUGCCAGAAGGCAUUCCUCUUUUAGCCAAAUAUGCCGAAUCUGAGGUCGGAGCGUACAGUACCAUUGCCAUCACAGCGCUCCAGAGAUACGACCCUGCGCUCAUCACAGCAGAGGUGAAAAAAGCCUUGAACCGCAUCUACCAUCAGAACCAGCGCAUCUACGAGAAGAACGUGCGUGCGGCUGCAGCCGAUGUGAUUAUGAGCAGUAAUCCAUCUUACAUGGAGGUGAAGAACCUGCUGCUCUCCAUCGGACACCUGCCACAUGAGAUGAACAAAUACAUGCUGUCAAAAAUCCAGGACGUCCUGCGCUUCCAGAUGCCGGCCUAUAAAUUGGUACGGCAAGUUAUGAAGGACAUCAUUUCCCAUAAUUAUGACAGAUUCUCAAAGACCGGGUCGUCCUCUGCUUAUUCAGGCUUCAUGGCAAAAACCGUUGAUGUCACUUGCACCUACAAUUUGGACAUCCUGUACUCCGGCUCAGGAGUAUUGAGGAGAAGCAACAUGAAUAUUUACGGUCAGAGCAACAACGCGCUCCUUCAUGGCCUCCAGGUGACGAUCGAAGCGCAGGGUCUGGAGUCUCUGAUUGCAGCCACGCCGGAUGAAGGAGAAGAAGAGCUGGAGUCUUUUGCAGGAAUGUCCGCUCUGCUGUUCGAUGUGCAGCUCCGUCCCGUCACCUUUUUCAAGGGCUACAGUGAUCUGAUGUCCAAGAUGUUCUCCAUGUCCGGAGAUCCCAUCAACGUGGUGAAGGGCCUUAUCCUGCUGACAGACCACUCACAGGUGAUUCCUCUACAGUCUGGUCUAAGAGCCAGUGCUGAGUUCCAAGCCGGUCUGUCCAUUGAUAUCUCUGGAGGAAUGGAGUUCAGCUUGUGGUACAGAGAGUCUAAAACAAGUGUCAACAACAGGGGAGCGCUGGUCAUCAUCGGUAACAUGACAGUGGACACAGACUUUGUAAGCGCCGGAGUGGAAGUCGGUUUUGAGACCGAGGCCACGCUGGACUUCAUCACCACUGUCCAGUUCUCAGAGUACCCCUUCCUCGUCUGCAUGCAAAUGGACAAAACCACUUUCCCCUUCAGAGAGACGGUUUCCAAGCAGGAGAAGCUGCCAACGGGACAGACGUUCUCCAGAAAGAGGAGCAGAGAUCAGGUGGUGCCAGGCUCAGAGUUUCCUCUACAUCAGGAGAACUCCAACAUGUGCAAGAAAGUCUUUGAGCCGGCCUGGUAAACUGGAACCAGCAAAAACAAAAGGCUUUCACACAAACAUCUAUGACUGUACAUGAGUGUGUGUGUGUUUUUAUGGUGGCUGUAUGUGCGAAAACCUCGAGUCAGACAGGGUUGUGCAUACACUGUAUAAAAUAUCUGUUAAUUAACAGUUUCCACUGUGAUUCACAAGUGUUUUCCGUUUAUGAAUUGCAUUAUGGGUUGUUGAUCUCUGCUCUGUCGACUUUUGAUGUUGUAAAAUCAACUCUACAGUUUAACAAAGUGACUUUUAAUGAUAUUUUAGUAGUUUGAAAUAAUAUAAUGCCCAAGAAGUAAUAUAUAAUAGGUAAAAUAACAGAAAAUGUGCUGGAAGUUUAUUACAAGGUUUUUGUAGCAUAAAACACAACAGCCCAGACAAUAUAUCACUUUAAACUUUUAAAAAUGUUAAUAAAAGUCACUUUUUCAAACAUUUCAAUAUUAAAAUUGUUUGGAAGAAAGAUCAAGACCCCAUAAAUGCAGUUCAAAAGCAUAAAUAAACAGGAAAAAUAAAACCAUGAAUCACAAAACACGUAAAGCUGCUCAUUUACAGAUAGAUUUACAGCAUACUUAAUAAUAAAGGUUUAGAGUAACCAAUAUUUCAUAGAGUAACCCAUAUUUUUUCUGUUGAUUAACAGUUUCCACUGUGAUUCACAAGUGUUUUCCGUUUAUUUAUGGUUGUGAAUUGCAUUAUGGGAUGUUGAGCUCUGCUCUGUCGACUUUUGAUGUUGUAAAAUCAACUCUACAGUUUAACAAAGUGACUUUUAAUGAUAUUUUAGUAGUUUGAAAUAAUAUAAUGCUCAAGAAAUAAUAUAUAAUCGACAAAAUAACAGAAAAUGUGCUGGAAGUUUAUUACAAGGUUUUUGUAGUGUAAAACACAACAACCCAGACAAUAUAUCACUUUAAACUAUUAAAAAUGUUAAUAAACGUCACUUUUUCAAACAUUUCAAUGUUAAAAGUUGUUGGAAGAAAGAUCAAGACCCCAUAAAUGCAAUUCAAAAGCAUAAACAAACAGGGAAAAAUAAAAACAUGAAUCACACAACACGUAAAGCUGCUCAUUUACAGAUAGUUUUACAGCAUACUUAAUAAUAAAGGUUUAGAGUAACCAAUAUUUCAUAGAAUUACCCAUAUUUUUUUCUUAGUAUGAUCUUAAGAAAUUUCUUCCACUAUAAAGAAUCUUUUUUAGCAAUUAAAAGGUUCCAUUAUUGAUAAACUUUUCUUUUUAAGAGUGUACUAUAAGGGUCAUUACAAUAGGCCCAUUUUCUCCAUUAAAGAAUGAUUAGCAUUGAUGAGAGGAAUGUAUAAAAAGGUUGUCAGGAUAACCAACGGCACUCUCGCUAUCGGAAAGAAUUAUAGUCAUAGAUUUUCCACUUUAGUUUUCCUAAGUUAUAACGUCAUAGCAUUAUAUCAGGACUGUGUAUUUGAGGUGCUACUGUGUUAUUUAUUUAAUCAGAGGGCUUUCUGACACACUUCAUCCCUCCACAGGCAGUUCGCGCUGUCUGGUUCCCAUGAUCACACCAGAUGUUUACAUUCUUGAGAAUAUUUAUGGCAGUCUUGUACAUGGGAAGAUAAUCAACCAUGAAUAAAGUUUUUGUCUUUUUUUUUUUU